Messenger RNA from Rosa chinensis, 5573 nucleotides. RefSeq names its product putative disease resistance protein RGA3. The transcript has 7 exons. Bases 91 to 4410 code for a protein of 1439 amino acids. The record is from RefSeq and is a predicted model, not a curated record. Gene Ontology annotation, molecular function: protein binding; ADP binding. NCBI's taxonomy places the organism in Eukaryota, Viridiplantae, Streptophyta, Magnoliopsida, Rosales, Rosaceae.
GCGUUAUUCAAUUACAAUAAGUCAAGGACUCCAAGCCUGUGUGACUACUGUUCGCCAUUGAGAGUGAGAUCUAGAUUGAGAGAAUCGAUCAUGACUAUUGUAUCCUCUCUCCUUCUAUCCGCUGCCGGAGGGGCAGUGGGUAAUGUGGCUUCACUCGCUACUGAUCAAUUGAGCCCCAAAAUCUUCUUCUGUUUCAGAAAAGAACUAGAUAAGCUCAAACAAUCCUCAGAUUUGAUUGGAAGUAUGAUACGUGAUGCUGCGCCAGAACCCGAAGAUCGGGAACCGUUGUCGGCUAUGGCUCGCUGGAAGAAGGAGCUUGUAACCGUAGCUUAUGCUGCAGAAGAUGUCGUGGAUGAAGUUCAAUAUGAAUUUGUUCGGAUCGAUCUAGAGGGGACAAUCCUCUGUAAGGACAUACGCAGAAUCUUCGUUCGUCUUCAGAUGGCAUGCAAGAUUGGCAACAUCAAUAAAUCCUUGGAUGAUCUCUACAAACAAGCAGCUGCUGUGGGACUGACAAGGAGUUCAAAUGGAGGUGCAUCAUCCAGUCAAGGUAUGCAGGGCAGGGAAACAACCUCAUUGCUUGAGAAACAUGAAUUCACCCGCAAUGAUGCAAUCAUUGUUGGAAGGGAUGAGGUUGUGUCAAAUAUAACUGCAACCUUGACCAACCCCAACAAUCAAGAAAAGAUGCUUUUGGUGAUGGCCGUUGUAGGAUUAGCAGGCUUGGGUAAAACAACGUUGGCUCGCUCGCUUACCAAGCAAGUGAAGCAACUGAAGGAAGGUGAAAUGAAAGAGUAUUUUGAUAUAACGCUCUGGGUGUAUGUAUCUAAAACUUUUGAUGUCAAAUCAAUUUUACGUCGAAUGCUGAAAUUAUGUGAGGAGACGACAGCAAACCCUGAAACUCUGGAAGAAUUGAUUCCAAGCCUCUGCAAGAAGUUGAAAGGGAAAAGGUAUUUUCUUGUACUUGAUGAUGUUUGGAAUGAGGUUCCUCGACUUUGGAAGAUUUUGGAGGAGCAUCUGCAGAAGCUAGAAUCUGCCAAAGGAAGCACUGUGAUUGUCACUACCCGUAGUGGCAAGGUUGCAGAAAUCAUGGGAACACUUCCUAAUUGCUAUCUAGGGACUCUUUCGGAUGAUCAGUGUUGGUCCAUAAUACAGGAUAGAGCAUUUAAUAUUCCUAAUCCUUCGAUAGAUUCAGAACAAGAGCGAAUCGGAAGAAAAAUUGCCGAAAAGUGUGCUGGUGUUCCAUUGGCAGCUAAGAUUUUGGGAAGCUUGAUGCAUUCUAAGAAUAGCAACGAAUGGAAUUCAAUUCUGGAAAGUCCUACAUGGCAAAACCAAAAGGAUAGCGAAAUCAUGCCGGUUUUGAAGUUGAGUUUUGACAAUUUGGAGUCACCAUUGAAACUAUGUUUUGCAUAUUGCUCAAUGCUCGAUAUGGGUUCCUUAAUAGAAAAAGAAGAGUUGAUCCAACUAUGGAUGGCUCAAGGUUUUCUCAAUCCUUCUCCUGGCCAAAGAACACAAAAGAUGGAGAUGGAGGAUAUAGGCAAUGAGUAUUUUGAUACUCUACUGCAAAAGUCCUUGUUUCAAGAUGCUACAAAGGAUGAGGAUGACGUCAUCACCGAAUGCAAGAUGCAUGAUCUUGUGCAUGAAUUUGCAAUAGAAGUGUCCAAGUGUGAGAGCUGGACACCGAACUUCAAUCAGAAGAUGGAUCAUAGUGAGAUUCGACAUGUUGCACGGAUUCCUACUCCAGAACUACAAAGUAUGUCAGAAACAAGUAUUGCAAGACUGCGUUCACUCUUUUCAAAUGUCCAGGUCUCUAAUAUCAUUUUCUCAAAGUUAAGAUCUUUACGUGUCUUAAGUUUCUAUGGGGUUUGGACUCAGAAGUUGCCAAAUUCACUUGACAAGCUGAAGCACUUGAGGUAUCUAGAUCUUUCCCGUACAAAAAUCAAAGAACUCCCAGAGUCUAUUGGCAAGCUCUACAACCUCCAAACAUUGAGAUUACCAUAUCUCGAUAAGUGUCCAAAGGAGAUUCAAAAUUUGAUCAACUUAAGGCAUCUAGAUCUUUCCCGUACAAAAAUCAAAGAACUCCCAGAGUCUAUUGGCAAGCUCUACAACCUCCAAACAUUGAGAUUACCGUGGUAUCUCGAUAAGUGGCCAAAGGAGAUUCAAAAUUUGAUCAACUUAAGGCAUCUAGAUCUUUCCCGUACAAAAAUCAAAGAACUCCCAGAGUCUAUUGGCAAGCUCUACAACCUCCAAACAUUGAGAUUACCAUAUCUCGAUAAGUGUCCAAAGGAGAUUCAAAAUUUGAUCAACUUGAGGCUUCUUUAUUUUGAUAAGAGAAUGAAAUUUGAGGCUGGGAUUUUGGGGCGAUUAACUGAUCUCCGAACAUUACGUAACUUCAACGUGGGUAAGGAGAUAGGUGAUCCUGCCAUUGAGGAGUUGAGUAGGUUGAACCAAUUGAGAGGCCACUUAGCUAUUGAUGGGCUAGAACAUGUAAGGGAUGAAGAAGAAGCAAAGAAUGCUCGCUUAGUGCAGAAGAGUCACUUACAUGAGCUGACAUUUAAAUGGACACACGGCGGGGUAGCUAAUGAAAAUCAAACUGAUGUACUAGAUGGCUUGGAACCUCAUGGUGAGCUGCAAAGGUUAAACAUUGAAAAUUUCAUGGGUGCUAGAUUUCCGUCAUGGAUAAUGAGUCUCCAAAAUUUGAAGGAGAUUCGAUUAGUUGGCUGCAACAAUUGUGAAGGAGUGCCGACACUCGGCCAUCUACCUAAACUAAGAUCUCUUAAGAUUAGUAAGAUGCACAAGCUGAAACGUGUGGGAGCUGAGUUUUAUGGUACUCGUACAACUUUAUUUCCAGCACUGAAAACAUUAGACAUCUCUGAGUGCAAAGAGCUCAUUGAAUGGAUGGAAGCACCAGCUGAAGGAGAAGUCGUGGUAUUCCCUUGCCUCGAAGAGUUAAAAAUCCGCCACUGUCCCAAUUUGGGAAAUGCUCCGAGUCGUUUUCCAUGUCUUAAGACGUUGAGCAUAGUUACUACGGGACUCACUUGCCUACCGGAAGGGAUGUUGAAAAAGAACACGUGUCUCAAGUAUCUGAGCAUAGGUGAUUGUGAUGAGUUGACUUGUAUUGCUCCUGAUGUAUUUGGCUGUUGCGAAUCUCUUCGAUCACUCGUUGUUAUCCUCUGUAAGAAACUAAGUCAUUUACCUGAUGGGCUAGACAAACUCCCUCUUCUUGAGCAGUUGAGAAUAGAACGUUGUCCCAGCCUCAAGUCGAUUCGGAUCACACGGGGCAUCGCAUCUCUCCGUGAAUUGAACAUCGAGAGUUGUGAGGGAUUAUCAAGCCUAGAGGUUGGGCUCCAGUACUGCACCUCUCUUCAGGAAUUGAAAUUCUGGAGCUGCCCCAAUCUGAUGUCAAUUCCAAUCACACAGUGCAUGCCGUCUCUCCGGACAUUGGAUAUCAGAUGGUGUGAGAGAUUAUCAAGCCUAGGUGUGCUCGACUACUGCACCUCUCUUCAGAAAUUGGUGAUUGAAAAUUGUGACAAUCUAACAUCAAUUCCAAUCACAGAGGGCAUCACAUCUCUCCAGAGCUUGAGGAUUGUUGGUUGUCAGAGAUUAUUAAGCCUACCGAGUGGGCUCCAAUUCUGCACCUCUCUUCAGUAUCUGCAAAUAACUCGUUGCUAUAGUCUAGUAUCGAUUUCAGUAUCAUAUCAUGUGUGCGACCACCAAGACUCAACGAAUCAACGGGAGGAAGUCUUUACAGGUCUUGUUCAGUAUUUGUCUAUACAGGAGGACUGCCGUAGUCCAGAAUCUAUUCCAGCUCAUCUCCGUCAGUCGUUGAUAUGUAAUUGUGGGAAAUUGAAAUAUGAGCCCACAGGAUUUCACCGCCUCACUCGUUUGAAGAAGCUGACAAUUGGUUCGUUCUGGAGGAAGCUGGACGCCUUCCCUGAUUUUCAGCUUCCACCACCACAUGAUUCACAACUUGAAAAGUUAGAGUUGUGGGGGUGGCCUAAGCUCAAGUCUCUGCCCCAACAAAUUCAGCACUACACUAGUUUAAAAACUCUACGGAUACAAGAUUUUGACGGAAUAGAGGCUCUUCCUGAGUGGUUGGGAAAUCUUACAUCUCUUGAGACUCUGACUAUCUGCUUAUGUUGGAAUCUCGAGUCUCUGCCUACACAAGAUGCUAUGAAAAGCCUCACCAAAUUGAAGAAGCUCUCCAUUUAUAGUUGCCCCCUGCUCGAGAAAAGAUGCACCAAGGAGACUGACCCCGAAUGGCCCAAGAUUUCUCACAUCCCAAAAAUUGAGUUUGACUGUUCGGGAAGGAACAUGCAUGCUGCGAAUUUACCAUCUUCUACAAGAAAUGCUGAGAAUUUAACAUCUUCUCGAAGAAAUGCUGUGUUGGAUUGUUUGCCAUGUUGCAUUCUUUAAAGAAGACUUGCAAUGAUAUAAAAAUAUAUCAAUACCCUGUUUGAUUAAUACUCAAGGGCCUGAUUGCCAUUUGCAUUUGUCAUCCCCUGCUGAUUUACAAGGAUUAGAUCUCUUUUAGCUGCAUCCUGAGUUAUCUCAAAUCAGUGGUGUGGUGACCUGAUUUUAAUCAGCAUCAGCUAUGAGAAUGACAAGUAUCCACCUAAAGUGGAAGCUAUGCAAACAAAAGAAGCACUGAGGAUAGCCUGCGUGAGGGUGCUGACUUCUUAAAUUCCAAACGUCUGCAUUGAAGCUAUGAGAGACCUCCCUGAACUACCACAGUUGGAUAUUCAUGGGGUUCAAGUUCGAGGGGAAACAUGUGCUUUGAGUGUUUGAUAUUUCAGUUGUACACGGUUACUUCCAUUCAUGUUCUACGUGCAACCAGUUUUUAAAAUCAUUGCUAUUUACUUACUACAGUUUUUCCAAGGGCUGGCUUUAUAGUUGUUUCCGCGUAAUUUGUAAUUUCUUACCAGGCUUUAUCCUACUCAAAUGGAAGAACAACUUAACUGGACCCGGCAUGGUGCAAACUCAGUUCAGAUUUUGUCCCCAGGAUCAAGAAAUUAGAGCACCCAAAUAUGUUCCCAGGUGGCUGCUGUUUGCUUGGCUCUUGCGAAGGCUGGUAACUUUGCCCUAUAUUGAGAACAAACUCCAUCUGCAUCUUGGAUAAGCCAUUUAGGCAAGCAUGCAUGGUUUCUAUCUAGGAAACAAGCCUUCUAUUACCUGCAAGCUGUAUGAACAACCUCCUGUCAGAUUCGUAUUUUUGUGCUCUCAUGGUGUGUUUCCAUGAAAGCUUAACGAAUGGAGCAACAAAGAGAGGACCUGGACAAUUUGGUACCGUGGGCUUGUUUAUGAGUUACUCAUACAUGGUUGUGGAGCUUAUUAUUGUAAGCUUCUCGGCACUUCUUACACUUUCAAGUAUCAAGUCGUAUUUCUGAGAUUUGAGCACUUAUAUGCUUGGCAGGGCCGGUCCUGAGCUUUUUGAUGCCCAGGGCGAAAAAAAAAAUUUGUGCCCAACUAGCCUCAAAUGUCAUAAUCUAAAAUUUUUUUUAGGAGCUAUUACAUAAAUAAACAUUACACAAUAGGAGGAACAUAAAACCAAAACUCUGUAAUAUAAAGGAGUUACAAAU